AUGCAGUCCCCUCCACAAUACAAGACAGGUCCUCCCACGCACAAAGCUCAACAAGACCCACAAUAUGCGAUACCCUGUUCCAACAAUUCCUCUCCUCGCAAAACCUCAUUGACAUACGGAGAGCACAACCUGCAUCCUCCAAAGAUUAUACAUUUUAUUCACAGCCCCAUAAAUCAUAUUCCCGAAUCGACCAGUUUACUAGUGACCCUCAAUGCCCUAUCUCAAGUCACUACCACCGGCGUAGGUGUGAUUUCCUGGUUGGACCACACCGAUAUCUCGCUAACGCUACAAGUACACAACCUCAUCCGGCCCUGGACCUGGAAAUUAAACCCCCUGCUCCUACAUGACAUUGACAUAACCGAAUCAAUAGCCAAAGACCUCACAGACUAUUUUGAACUAAAUGCCUCCAUCCCUGAUCACACUCUGUGCCACCCAUAA
Pelobates cultripes (western spadefoot toad) is the source of this 438-nucleotide messenger RNA. The record is from the annotation of a GenBank genome assembly. Lineage: Eukaryota; Metazoa; Chordata; Amphibia; Anura; Pelobatidae.